Equus quagga is the source of this 2474-nucleotide messenger RNA. RefSeq names its product Smad nuclear interacting protein 1 (gene SNIP1). Bases 47 to 1240 code for a protein of 397 amino acids. The transcript has 4 exons. Gene Ontology annotation, molecular function: mRNA binding; protein binding. Gene Ontology annotation, cellular component: nucleus. Gene Ontology annotation, biological process: miRNA processing. The record is from RefSeq and is a predicted model, not a curated record. Lineage: Eukaryota; Metazoa; Chordata; Mammalia; Perissodactyla; Equidae.
GGAGCGCAACGGAUCUCUCUUCGCUUCGUUCAGCCUAUAUCUCAGCAUGAAGGAGGUGAAGAGCGAGCGGGAACGGGGGAGCCGACGACGGCACCGGGACGGGGACGUGGUGGCGGCGGCGGCGGCAGUGGUGGUGAAGCAGGAGCGCCUGAGCCCGGAAGCCGCGCCUCCCGCCCACCGCCGUCCGGACUCCGCCGGUGGGAGCCCGUCCCCGCCGGCCGGCGAGCCGGGCCGCCCUGGUCACCGCGGGAACCGAGCCCGGGGAGGUAGCCGGUCCCCAGCCAAAAAGAAAAACAAGUCCUCAGGGAGAAGAAGCAAGUCUCCUCGGAGUAAGAGAAGCCGAAGCCCUCACCACUCAAUGGUCAAAGUGAAGCAGGAACGUGAGGAUCAUCCCCGGAGAGGCCGGGAGGACCGGCCGCACCGGGAACCUUCAGGACAGGAACACAGGCGAGCUAGGAACAGCGACCGAGACAGACACAGGGGCCACUCCCACCAGAGGAGAACCUCGAACGAGAGGCCUGGGAGUGGGCCGGCUCAGGGACGGGAUCGAGACCCUCAGAACCUUCAGGCUCAGGAAGCAGAGCGGGAGUUUCAUAACGCCCGGCGGCGGGAGCAUCGCCAGAAGAAUGAAGUCAGUGCUGGUGGUCUUGAGUCUCAGGAGUUGGUUCCUCGACCUAGUGGCAACAACAAAGACAAAGAGGUGCCUGUUAAAGAAAAGCCAAGCUUUGAACUUUCGGGGGCGCUUCUCGAGGACACCAACACUUUCCGGGGCGUAGUCAUUAAAUAUAGCGAGCCCCCAGAAGCACGUAUCCCAAAAAAACGGUGGCGUCUCUACCCCUUUAAAAAUGAUGAGGUGCUUCCAGUCAUGUACAUCCAUCGACAGAGCGCUUACCUCCUAGGCCGACACCGCCGCAUCGCAGACAUUCCAAUCGAUCAUCCUUCUUGUUCAAAGCAGCACGCAGUCUUUCAGUAUCGGCUUGUGGAGUACACCCGUGCCGAUGGGACGGUCGGCCGCAGAGUGAAGCCCUACAUCAUCGACCUUGGCUCGGGCAAUGGGACGUUUUUGAACAACAAGCGCAUUGAGCCGCAGAGAUACUACGAACUGAAGGAAAAGGAUGUCCUUAAAUUUGGGUUCAGCAGCAGAGAGUAUGUUCUGCUUCAUGAGUCCUCUGACACCUCUGAAGUAGACAGGAAAGAAGAUGAAGAUGACGAGGAGGAGGCAGAAGUGUCUGACAGCUAGCAAACUAGGAAACAACCCAGACUCUUAGCGACCUUUUCUUUGUGCGAAGGCUUUGGGAUUGACUCACGGAGCACCGUGGUGCUCUCCGUAACGCCUCUUAUUGCCUUAAGUCUUUCCUCUGUUGCUGCCAGCUUAUGUUGCAGUGUAAGAACACUGACUUCUGUUCGACUGACCUUUCUCUCUGGCACAUCAGCCACAUGCCUCUGGGCAUUUGUUUUGAGAAUAGUCUCACCAACACACCGUAUUUUAGUAGAAGCGUUGUGGCUUUAGUUGGUGCUUUCAGAACUGCUGCCUAGGAAACUAUAAGCCCUUGGUUAAAGGGAAACUGUGGUUUGUUCUCUUUGUACAGUUCCUUUAUUUAUAUAGCUGUUAAGCUUUGUGGACCGGGUUUGUUUGUGUUUUUGUUUUUGGGGCAGACCCCUGAACAGAGAAUCUUCCUAAGCUUUGGUUAUCGCCAAAACAGCCUCCAGUAUAUACCAAAGCUUUGACUGGUUGAGCUCUUGAGUCACAGAAGUUGACUUUGCACUUCGUUUUUGGGGGGUGGGAAUCUACCACAUGACCUCAUUGUCGACUGUUGGACUUAAACAGAUUCUUUAUGGAGCCUGCUUAAGCAAACAACUGUCCGGGAGCAUCAUGGCUACUGCCAGAGGGCGCUGAUGUAAUGUCAUGAGAGGCUGAAGUGGGUCGUGGAUCUGUUUCCUGUGGAAGAAUUCUGAUUUCUCCAUGGAGCAUGUACAUAACAAUUUUGUUCAUCUUAUCUGUUCUUCAACUUUGCAUUUUUAUUCAAAUGUGAUCUCCUUUCUGCUUUGUUUAAGAAACACACUGUCCUUUAUGUGGCAGGGUCCUUGCUUUAUUCUAACAACGUGUGUAUGUGUCUAAAGCAGACUGUGUAGUUUACAUGUUUCAUCCUUUUAAAGAACAUUAAGAGAGGUUGUAUUUACCUUCUCAAGGCUAGAAAGCAUGGAAAUUGCCCAGUUUCCUAAUUUUCCACCAGAGGAAUGUGUGUAAGUAGAAAAGUCGUAACUACUUACAUAUAUCGUGUGUGUGGGUGUGUAUAUAUAUGUAUAUAAAGUGGUGUGUGAAAGAGCUGCAUACUGAUUUUCAUAUGAGAAUGUUUUGUGAUGUCAAUGUAAUACUACAUUAUAGGCAAAGGCCUCCCUGCAUUUGAAGAGCAGGUUUUCAUUUAUAUGUAUUUUUGGGAUAAAAAAUAAUAAAAUUUGUAAAUAUAGCCUCA